AACUACAGGAACAGCACUCGGUUAUUUCAAUUUGUCGAAGCGCCGACUUCAUGCUCUGAACCACCUUUUGUCACUAACUUAAUAUUAGCUUAUUUCACAGUGAAUAUACUGGUAAAAUACUACUUUCAAAAUGCUAGUCUAGUAAUUGUGGGAGCAGCUUCACAAUACCUAGCCUAGCCGAGCUUAACUGGAUCAGUUAAGAGUAGGUUUUGAUGUUAAGAUAAGUUGAGUUUUUAUUGUAAAGGUCUUCUUCUGCAUCCGGACAUGGAUACAUUUGGAGCCAUUGGUACAGUUCUUGGAUGCACUGCGGGCAUUGCGGUGGCUGGGGUUGUGUUUGCAGCCUACAAACUUGGCUUACUCUACCGGUUGUUUCACAAGACUGAGACCAAGAGCCCACGACAUGGUGGCGAGAGUGUGGCAGAGGUGCUCCGCGCCCACGGGGUCAAGUAUGUUUUCACCCUUGUCGGUGGACACAUCUCACCAAUCCUGGUGGCUUGCGAGAAGGUGGGCAUCCGUAUUGUGGACACCAGACAUGAGGCCACUGCUGUCUUCGCUGCUGAUGCUGUGGCAAGACUCUCAGGCACUGUCGGUGUAGCCGCAGUGACUGCUGGUCCAGGCCUCACUAACACAGUGACAGCAGUGAAGAAUGCUCAGAUGGCUGAAUCUCCAUUGCUGCUCAUGGGAGGAGCUGCUAGUACACUACUUCAGGGCAGAGGAGCGCUGCAAGACAUUGAUCAGAUGUCUCUCUUCAAGCCACUGUGUAAGUUCUGUGCCUCAGUCAGGACUAUCAGGGAGAUCGUGCCUACUGUCAGGAAAGCCCUGGCCAUCGCCCAGUCGGGAACUCCUGGUCCUGUUUUCAUUGAGUUCCCCAUCGACACGCUCUAUCCCUACCAUCUUGUGUCCAAAGAGUAUGGAGUUAAGAACCCCCCCAAAGGCCUGAUGGGAAAAAUUGUCACAUGGUACCUCAAUAACCACCUCAUGAACCUAUUUGCUGGAGCCUGGGAGACGAGAGAUGUGUCUCCGCUUCCUGUUGACAUCGCACAAGCCACAGGCGAUCAGGUACAAAAGUGCAUUGAGCUGGUGAGUAGAGCCAAGAAACCUGUUAUUCUGCUCGGUAGCCAGGCAACACUACCCCCAACUCCAGUCGAUGACAUCAGGAAGGCACUGGAGGACCUGGGCAUCCCCUGCUUCCUUGGGGGCAUGUCCCGUGGCAUGCUGGGUAAAGACAGUCCCAUCCACAUCAGACAGAAUAGGCGAGAUGCUCUAAAAGAGGCCGACUUGGUACUCUUAGCAGGCACUGUGUGUGAUUUUCGGCUGAGCUACGGCAGAGUUCUCAACAGACGCAGUAAGAUCAUCGCUGUCAACAGAGAUAAGACGCAACUGCUGAAAAACUCAGAUAUGUUCUGGAAACCAACUAUAGCAAUUCAGGGUGAUGCUGGUUCCUUCUUAGUGCGGCUUUCCAAAGGACUGAAGGGCCAUCGUUGUCCGGAGGAAUGGCCUCAGAGCCUCAAAGCAGGAGAUAUCACCAAAGAAAAUACUAACAGGGCUAAAGCGGAUGAGAAGACCGACCACCACUUAAAUCCCCUGAAAGUCCUCCACUGUGUGGAUGAGCUAAUGUCAGAGGACAGCAUCAUUGUUGCUGAUGGGGGUGAUUUUGUUGGUAGUGCCGCUUACAUAAUGAGGCCAAGAGGACCUAUGCGUUGGCUCGAUCCAGGAGCCUUUGGGACCCUGGGAGUUGGAGGAGGAUUUGCCCUGGGGGCAAAACUGUGCCGACCUGAAUCUGAGGUGUGGAUAGUGUAUGGUGACGGUUCCUUAGGAUACAGUGUUGCAGAGUUUGACACAUUCACUAGACACAAGACACCAGUUAUAGCUGUGGUUGGAAAUGACGCAUGUUGGAGUCAGAUAUCCAGAGAGCAAGUUCCCAUACUUGGCAGCAAUGUGGCAUGUGGCCUUGCGUUUACAGAUUAUCAUACAGUGGCAGAUGGUUACGGUGGUAAGGGCUACCUUAUAGGGCGUGAGGAUGAGAACAGGCUAAGCGACAUCAUCAGACAGGCUCAGAAGGAGACCAACGAGGGCAAGGCCACACUUCUUAACGUCCUGAUAGGGAAGACCAACUUUAGAGAGGGCUCUAUCUCUGUGUAGAGUCGCUGUGAUUUCUCCAAACAGUGCUUUCUCCUUCCUCUACCUAUGGCUCUUCAUAGACACUAAUAUCAGGCUCUAUAAAGAGUUUUCAGAGAGUAGGAAGAUACUGGUGGAUACUGUGUAGAGCCCAGCCCUUACCAGACCUAUGCUAAUCCUUUGUGCCCUUAAAGCCAUAAAUUACUUUGAAGUACGCUCAUCUGCCGUAAGUCGCCAUGAACUGUCAACUACAACAUCCUCUACUUCCCUUUUCAGACAAGUCAAAAAUCAUACUAGUAAGACAUCUGCAAAGACUAGUAUGACUGAUAUCUUAAUAUCAAAGGGUGACUGUUUAAACCUGCAGUCUGUGUUAUUUACUAUAAAGUUCUAUAUAAGUAAAAUUCUAGUUCUUCAUCUGCCAGCCUUGAAACAGAAGCUUUUGUUUAUGCACUUUCAGGUUUGUGUUUUGCUAUUUAAGAUAUUUGCUGCAUUUCAAGAAGGGAAAGAGUAAAAAGUAAGAAAAUCUUGCUUUGUGAAGGUAUUUUACCUCAUCAGGAGCUCGGGGGUUCCAUUUUUGACCUUUAAACAGCCCAUUAUGACUUUCUUGCAAAUAAACCAGUGACUUAAUAUCAUUUCUAAGAGACAGCAUUGAUUUAAGUUAUCAAAUGCGACCAGUAUGCCUUUUCUCCUGUUGACAAACAAAUACGGAGACAUGAAACUUUACAGCUGUAAUAUUCUUUAAUGGUUUGUGAUUUGGGAUAAAAAUGUGUAAAAUGGAAAAUAUUUUUUUGAAUGUUGAAGACUGACAAAUGUUAUGCCUUUUAAUGUUUGAUUGUGUCUUCUAAUAUAUUGAUAUGUGUAGACUGAAAAUGUGUCUGCUGAUUCAGUUAUGUAAUUGAAUGAUAUUUAAUACUAACUUGUAUGCAUUGAUGUGAGCUAUUACAUCAAAUAUGCCUAUACACAGUAUGUAUUGCACUAUAAUUCUGACUUAUAUACUCACCAGGUGAACAUAUGUGGAUCAUCAUAUUUCAAUAUAUAUUGCUGUUUUAUUUGGUUCUUUGAGACGAGUAUGACAUACUUUUGAUCAGAAUGUUAAUUUGGUUCAUUCUCAAUUAAAUUGAAAAAAGUGAGUAACAAGUGGGCUUUUAAAUAAUCUAAGCACCAACUGUGAUGUAAGCACUGACACAACUCAAUGUCUGUACCCAUAUAAUCAAACCUUUAUCUUUCAUUUUGCAAUUAAAUAAUUUAUACUCUA
Molecule: messenger RNA, 3373 nt
Organism: Plectropomus leopardus (leopard coralgrouper)
Lineage: Eukaryota; Metazoa; Chordata; Actinopteri; Perciformes; Serranidae
Gene: hacl2
Product: 2-hydroxyacyl-CoA lyase 2
Biological process (GO): L-valine biosynthetic process
Cellular component (GO): acetolactate synthase complex
Molecular function (GO): acetolactate synthase activity; flavin adenine dinucleotide binding; thiamine pyrophosphate binding
Source: RefSeq, a predicted model, not a curated record